Messenger RNA from Nezara viridula (southern green stink bug), 1590 nucleotides. The record is from the annotation of a GenBank genome assembly. Lineage: Eukaryota; Metazoa; Arthropoda; Insecta; Hemiptera; Pentatomidae.
UUACAUUCAGAACCAUCUUGGAACUGUUCCUAAAUAUCUAUAAGUUUCAUUUGGCCCGGCAUACACUCCGUCUUAUCAUUAUCAACUUGUUUACAUUCAGAAUCUUUGUAUAGGAGGGAACAUUUUAAAUAUUUUCCUCUCCUCUUUCUUCCAAUGCUUAUGUCAUUCAUAUAGUGAUGAAUUUUGAAUCUUGCGAAGUUAAUAUGUCUCAAUGGAAACGAGAAUUCCCCUUAAGUGUGAGAGAUGCACUAAUGAAAGCUGAGGAACUCAUUAACUCUGCCAGCACUAGUAGUAGACACCAAGGUAUAAAACAAAGUGAGUUAGCUAUGGAAUUGAUAACAGAAUCUGUGUUUUGUGAAUCUGACAGAAGAGGAGUUUCAAAGAUGCUAUCUAAGCUGCAAGAGGCAGAACUGAUGGAAGUUAUAUCAGAUCAUAUGCUGUAUGAUGCUCGUGGCAGUGAAGCCUCAAGAAAUGCUUUGUUUCAGGCUCUAUUUCCACCUACCGCAACCUCAAGGAUACACUUUUUGGUGUCACUUAUUUCUCUUGCCAUUUCUACAAGGAAUACUCCAGUCCUAAAAGCAGCCAGUAUUCUUCUACAGCAAGCUGGGUGUUCAACUCCAUUUUCUGGAAAAGUAGCCCGUGGACUUGUUGAGGAAUUCUUCAUUUUGGUCAACGCCAACUGUCAGGUCGUAAUCGACUUGCCUAAAAUCGCACCAUUGUUUACUGCAAUUUUCCUCUCGGCACUAGCAUAUGGAUACAUUUGUAUUGAUGGCGCUUCUUGGCAACACUUUCCUCCAGACUGCUUCAUAGAAGUUAUAACAAGAUGGGUUAGAGAACAUCAGGAUCUGUGCCAUGCUCCUUUAAAAGAAAAUUGCAUUCUCAUUCCUGGAAUCCGACCACCGACUCCUUACCUUGGCUUAUUCGUAUGGAGUGUGAUGUCUUGCUUAAAUGGUCGAGGAGAAGUCUAUACUGAAUUGUACAAUAUUCUGUGUAGCAUUUUCAGAGGUGGAAGCCUGUUAGUUAGUGAAGAUUUAAAACCUCUUGUGUGCCAUCUUUCUGCUGCUUCUUCCAGAAUUUGUUCUUCCGACUCCAAUCUCAAGGAAACAUCCCUUGUUGUAGCUGUUGACAGAUUUUCUAGAUUUCUUUCUAUGGCUGUAGCUGAGGAUACACUUUAUGUAGAUCAAGACUUUUGGCUAUCUGUCAGUGAACUGUACCGUAUUUCCUCAAACAGCUUCCUGUCCCCACUGCUUGAAAAACAUUUGCCUAGCUCUUGAUGUUCAGAGAAGGAAAGGGUUGACUUGUGCCCUGGAAGAGAAAUAUAUGUUGAACCGACUGAUGCCCUGAGCCCUUCUUCAUUUGAUCAAUAUUUGAGUGCUGAAGGUUCUGAACACGAAGAAGAUACCCUCCUCAGUGAUCAUUUCUUCUCAAAAUUUAUGGAUGCAAUGAGUUCUGGUGAAGAAUAGAGAAGAUAAGAAGAAUCACUGAGUUGAAGAUACUCAUGAAAAAAGGAAAUUGAGAAGAAAUUAUAGAUCUAAUUGAUUCUGUGAGUUUUUAAAUAAAGAAAGAUUCUCUGUUUUAAACCAAUUUAUU